Messenger RNA from Setaria italica (foxtail millet), 807 nucleotides. RefSeq names its product non-specific lipid transfer protein GPI-anchored 2. The transcript has a single exon. The coding region runs from base 116 to 637 and encodes 173 amino acids. Gene Ontology annotation, molecular function: lipid binding. The record is from RefSeq and is a predicted model, not a curated record. Lineage: Eukaryota; Viridiplantae; Streptophyta; Magnoliopsida; Poales; Poaceae. Gene Ontology annotation, biological process: lipid transport.
AAACCACUCACCAUCCACAGGUCCUCUCAGAUCGAUCAGCAAGCAGAAACCACAGAGCCAGUGUUCAUCAGGCGUUACCAAGGCCAGAGGAAAUCAAGCAAGAGGAAGAAAUAUAAUGGCGGCGGCCACCCUCGCUGCGGCGGGGAUGAUGAUGGUUGCGCUCCUCCUGGCCGGCGGCGCGUCGGCGCAGUCCCCGUCGAGCCAGUGCACGUCGGUGCUGGUGAGCCUGUCGCCGUGCCUGAACUACAUCUCCGGGAACGAGUCGACGGCGCCGGCGUCGUGCUGCGCGCAGCUGGGCAAGGUGGUGCAGUCGGACCCUCAGUGCCUGUGCGUGGCGCUGAGCGCGGACCCGGCGUCGCUGGGGCUCAGCGUCAACCGCACCCGCGCGCUGGGCCUCCCCGACGCCUGCAAGGUCAAGACGCCCGACGUCAGCAACUGCAAGGGCGGUGGCGCCGCCGCCGGAGCUCCCACGACCUCGCCCGGGACGCCCGCGGGGCAGACGCCGGGCGCCGCCACGGGGUCCAAGACGACGCCGUCGACUGAGUCCGUGCCCGGCGCCGCCACCAUGCAGAAGGGGUCCGCCGGCCUCGUCGCCGCCCUCGUCGCCGCGGCCGUCCUCGCCGCCGCCGCCGCGUGAUCGCAAUCGCAUACGCCGGUUGUUCCAUCCGUCUUGUUCGUGCGUAGGAGUCGCUACGGAUUAUUGCGUUGCUCCAUUUUGCGAUUUGUUGAGCUUAUUCUUCCUCUUGAUUCAUCACAGCAUUCCUUGUGAAUAAAGAUACGCAUGCCUCGAUUGUUGUUCUUGACGAA